CUCCUCUUCCUCCUCUUCCUCAUCCUUCCUCUGCUGGAGUGGACAGUUGGCAGGAUCAAACUGCGGCUCUUCCUCCUUCUACUCAUCGUCGUCACAAGGUCACGUGACCUCACAAGCCACGCCUCCUGUGUGCUCCUCCAGCCUGGGCGCGCUCCUCAAGACAGCCAUGGAGGCGAGCGAGGUGAAAGUGUCCUGCGAGCGUCGGGCAGGGGCCAGGAGCCCCUUUGCCAGCGUCAAGUUCUUCGUCCUGUGCCACAGUCUGCUGCAGCUGGCCCAGCUGCUGGUGUCGGGGUACAUGAAGAGCUCCAUCUCCACCAUCGAGCGCCGCUUCGGCCUCUCCAGCCAGAAGUCGGGGCUGCUGGCCGCCUUCAACGAGGUGGGCAACACCGUCCUCAUCGUCUUUGUCAGCUUCCUGGGGAGUCGGCUCCAUCGUCCGCGCUUCAUCGGCGGCGGCGCUCUGUUGGCGUGCCUGGCCUCGCUGCUGAUGGCGCUGCCGCACUUCUUGAGCGGGCACUACCAAUAUGGCGACGACAUCAACGCCGCCGGGAACAACUCCGGCCUCUGCCGGCCGGGGAGCUCCUUGGCCACGCCGGCGCCCGGUCAGAGGUGCGGCGAGCAUGACCGCCCCGGCGAGGAGGGCUUGUACCCGCUGCUGCUUCUAGCUCAGCUGCUGCUCGGCAUCGCCGCCGUGCCCAUCCAGCCUUUUGGCAUCUCCUACAUCGACGACCACGCCAGCCGGAGGAACUCGCCGCUCUACCUCGGUGUCCUCCUGGCGGUCACGUCCAUCGGCCCCGCCUUCGGCUUCCUCAGUGGCGCCUUCCUCCUGCGCUUCUACGUGGACUUUGACACCAUGACUGAAGACCAGAUCCAGUUGGACCGCAGUGACCUGCGCUGGGUGGGCGCCUGGUGGCUCGGCUUCCUGUUGGCCUCGUUCCUCCUCUUCGUCACGGCGCUGCCCUACUUUUUCUUCCCGCGACACAUGCCCCUGGAGGACCAGUCAGAAGCAGACGCCAAAGCGAGGAGCGACCCUCUCCAGGAAGUCAGUCUGCUUCACUUCCUUAAAAGUUUCCCCAGCAUCGCCGUGCGCACGCUGCUGACUCCCGUCUACCUGCUGGUGGUCCUGGCCCAGGUCAACCUGGCGGCCAUGGUGGCCGGCCUCGUCACCUUCAUGGCCAAGUUCAUCGAGAAGCAGUUCAGCCAGACCGCCGUCUUCUCCGCCAUGAUCAUCGGCGGAGUUUGCAUCCCGCUGGCCGUGCUGGGGACCGUGGCGGGUGGAGUCGUGAUGCGGCGAUGGAAACUCGGCGUCGGCGCCGCCAGCAAGAUCUGCGCCACCGCCACCCUCCUCGGUAUCGGCGUCGCCCUUCCUCUGCUCUUCAUCGGCUGCCCGACUCAGCAGGUUUCCGGCGUCUUCCCGCCGCGGAGCGGCGCACUUUCUUGCAACGCAUCAUGUCAGUGCCCUCGCGACGUGUUUGAUCCGGUGUGCGGCUCAGACGGGGUGGAGUUCACGUCUCCGUGUCACGCCGGCUGCCUUGCCGUGGAAACGAACCGCAGCAGCAGCAAAGUCCUUAACUUCACCCAGUGUCAAUGUGUGGGCGGGGCCAGUGGCUCGGCCGAACCCGGAAGCUGUGGCAGCGGCUGUGGCCACCUCCUCCUCCCCUUCGUGGUUCUGCUCGCCCUCACCGGUCUCGUAGCGUCGCUGUCCCAAACUCCGUCCUUCGUCAUCAUCCUCAGGACGGUGCCAGCCCAGGACAAAUCCUUCGCCGUGGGGGUCCAGUACAUGCUCUUCAGAGUCCUCGCCUUCAUGCCCGGCCCGGUUCUGUACGGCACCAUCAUCGACUACACGUGCAUCCUGUGGGACCGGAAGUGCGGACGGCAGACUUCCUGUCUCUACUACGACUUGGAGCACUUCAGACACAGGUUCUUUGGUCUCCAGUUGGUCUUCAUGUGCGGGGGUCUGCUCUGCUUCAUCUUGACCGCUGUGGUCCUGCACCGGAGGGCGGGGCUCCGGGUGCCCGAGGCCGCCGACAAAAGCGUGUACGAGUUGGCGGACGGACGCAAACAAGAACAAGUCAAAGUCCAGACUUGAGUACAUUAUAAACGGCAUACUUUUUAUAAGGCGGGAGCAGUUCCCCUGACGUCCACCAGAGGACGCCAACGUCCUGUUAUGCUCAGAGCCGUGUAUUGCUAGAGUGUGGCCAACCCGAUCGAAUGUAUUACCAUGGUGAAUAACAUACAUACUCAAUUCCUCUCCCCUCAGAUAUUUGGAAUCAUUAAGACCUAAGCCAUAAGCAUAAAUAUUUAUAUUGAUGGGUUAAUCAUAUAUUUUAGUCAGUCAGGUAUUGGAUGAAAAUAUUUUUUUUCCUCAGUAUACGGUUUACCUCCAUCCAUCUUCUUCUGCUUAUCCAAGGUCGGGUCGCGGGGGCAGCAGCUUAAGCAGGGAAGCCCAGACUUCCCUCACCGCAGCCCCUUUGUCCAGCUCCUCCCGGGGGAUCCCGAGGCGUCCCCAGGCCAGCCGGGAGACCUUGUCAGCCCAACGUGUCCUGGGUCUUCCCCGUGCUCUAAACACCUCCCGAAAGAGGAGUUCGGGUGGCAUCCUGACCAGAUGCCUGAACCACCUCAUAUGGUUCUUCACCCUAAGUUCUCACCCUAUCUCUAAGGGAGAGCCCAGCCACACGGCAGAGGAAACUCAUUUCGGCCGCUUUUACCCGUGAUCUUGUCCUUGCGGUCAUGACCCAAAUCUCAUGACCAUUGGUUGAUGAUGGGAACGUAGAUCGACCGGUAAAUUGAGAGCUUUUCCUUCCGGCUCAGCUCCUUUUUCACCACAACGGAUCGAUACAGCGUCCGCAUUACUGAAGACGCUGUGCCAAUCCACCUGUUGAUCUCACAAUCCACUCUUCCCCAACUGGUGAACCAGUCUCUGAGGUACUUGAACUCCUCCACUGACUUGGGGCAAGAUCUCCUCACCAACCCGGAGAUGGCACUCCACCCUUUUCCGGGCGUGAACCAUGGACUCGGACUUGGAGGUGCUGAUUCCCAUCCCGGUCGCUUCACACUCGGCUGCGAACCGAUCCAGUGAGAGCUGAAGAUCCUGGCCAGAUGAAGCCAUCAGGACCACAUCAUCUGCAAAAAGCAGAGACCUGAUCCCGCGGCCACCAAACCAGAUCCCCUCAACGCCCUGACUGCGCCUAGAAAUUCUGUCCAUAGAAGUAAUGAACAGAAUCGGUGACAAAGGGUUUACCUGUUACACCUUAAUUAUCGGGUCUUGUUAGUUCCAGGCCUAACCGUGGCCAACAAUUCUCCACCAAGUAGCAUUAUUAUUAAUAAAUGGUUGGAACAUAAACAGUUUAUGACCUUCUAAAUGUGUUUUUUGUACAUGAUUAGAGCCUCUAAACAUCAAAUAUCAGCCAUAUAGCUUCACAGAGGAUUCUCCUUGCUUCAUUUCUGUGGUAGUCACCCGGAAACUUCCACACGGCCAAGUCAUGGAAAUACUUCAUCGCAUCCUGGGUAUUUUUUUUUCCCAGUUAGAACUGGGCACCGUGUGCUGAAACCACGGGCUUAAACUGUUCCGCGAAAGACAAGAAUUAAUGGCAGCUUUGUUGUUGGAAUUCCGCAUUGUCAGCAAUAUGUUUUGUACCAAUUAAAUUUUCCGUCUGAUGCUGUGAAAUAGAGUGAGGUGCAUUUCAGUCCGGUAUUAAAACUGGUAUCGGGACUCUGAACCACAUACUGUC
Messenger RNA from Nerophis ophidion (straightnose pipefish), 3728 nucleotides. RefSeq names its product solute carrier organic anion transporter family, member 2B1 (gene slco2b1). The record is from RefSeq and is a predicted model, not a curated record. Gene Ontology annotation, biological process: transmembrane transport; bile acid and bile salt transport; sodium-independent organic anion transport. The coding region runs from base 167 to 2086 and encodes 639 amino acids. Gene Ontology annotation, molecular function: bile acid transmembrane transporter activity; protein binding. Gene Ontology annotation, cellular component: membrane. Lineage: Eukaryota; Metazoa; Chordata; Actinopteri; Syngnathiformes; Syngnathidae. The transcript is spliced from 15 exons.